CUCGCGUGUGAGUCGUGCAGGGUUUCCUCUGCCGGUUGCCAUGCGUCUGUGCUGCAGCUGCACUGCACCGUCGAGGAAACGGCUGGCGACUACGAAGCGUUCUGUUCGCCAUAGCAUCGAGUCGCUACUCCCCUCCCCCCCGGCACCCAUUCCACGCCGCCCACGCCCUGCCCUGCCCUGCCCGCCGCGCUGUUUGCUCGUCGAUUGCAUGCACCCUCCGCAGGCUGUCGCCCAGAGCCCCCCGCUGCCACACAGCUUCCAAUGUCCGCAGGCAGUCGACCCCGCCUCCCGCAACUAGACGCGCCCAGCGGUUCGCUGUCACCCGCUCUCCACGGCCGCCACGCAGUUGCACGACGCGCGCCGCCGCCCUCCAGGCUCUAGGCCCGCCUGCUGCUGAGCACCCGUGCCACCGAUGCCGCCGUCAGCGAGGCCGCCGAGUGCUGCUGGGCAGGCUCGGGGUGCCAGGCCAGCGCCGACCGAGCAGAGGAGCACCGCCAGAAAGAGCGCCCACCAAAUGGAGUCGCCGCGCAAGGAGUCGGCCCAGUCUGCCCACGCCGGUGCCGGUGCCGGUGCGACGGGCCUGCGACCUCCCAGCCUCAAGCAUCGCGCCCACUCGGCGCCCAUGGUACCCAAGAGCCACCACGACGCGUCCGACGACGACGAUGGCACCGCCAGCCUGGGCGAGGGCACCGAGGACUGGGAGAUUGCUGGCGACGAGUUCUUCCAGCGCUACCACUUCCCCGAGGCCGUCCAGCCCACCAAGCUCGAGAUCUCCUCCAGCGAGGUCGACUCGUCCUCCGACACCGAGGGGCCCCUCUCCCCUACAAGCCUCAAGGGCCGCCAUCCGCUGCAGAUGGACAUCCGCGCACCCCCCAGCCCGCGGUCGCCCGCGCCGUCUAUAAGCUCCGGCAUCAGCGACUCCUCGGCCAUGCAGGACAUCAACAUUGCCGUCCUGGGCGCCCGUGGCUCGGGCAAGUCCACCUUCAUACGCCACGCCCUCAAUCUGCCCACUGCAGCGCCGGGCGCAGUCCGCACGCGCAAGAUGACCAUAGACGGCGGACUAUAUGUGGUGCGCUUCCUCGAGAUGUCCAUCAACGACGUGCAGGUGCGGGACCAAAACUGCGUCAAGUGGCCAGACACCCUCGAAGAUCUCGCAACACCACGGAUUGACGGCGCCAUCACCAUCUAUGAUGUCACCAGCGAGCAGAGCCUGGCACGAGUGCCAGAGAUAUUAGGCCUACUAUCCCGAUCGGGGCUACCAUUUGUACUCGUGGGGUGCAAGUGCGACCACCACCCCGCCCACCGUAAAGUCGACCCUGCAGUGGUGGAGAAGAAAGCAAAAACUUUCUUGGGCGAAGUGAAUACCUUCCAGACAUCCGAGGCCUCGCCUGAUGCGUACCGAGGCUGCUUGUCCGUGAUUACGCGUGCGGUCAUCUCAUCUAAGCGACCUCGGUCACAAGCAUCGAUGGCUCGCCGGCGAGCAAACUCCUCGGCAGUGAGGUCUAGUACUGCGCGAGACCCAUGGGAUCGUAAACACGAGCGCGCCAAUUCUGAAUUCUCGGCACGGUUGCGACCAAGCUCUGCUGAGGUCAAAGGCCAUCGAUACAAAGCAAGCGAAACGAACAAGACUUUCUUCAACUUUGAAGAAGAAUCACCUACGUACGAAUCUAAUGAAUCUGACGGUCAAGCAGACGACGGAGAUGCUUUGGCCUGUAAUCUGCCCUCAGACGAGAAUGGCUAUACUUUUGACCAGCUCGUGGAUCGACUUUUAGCCCAACCCACAGAUAAAAAGGACACCAAAUUUGGUCACAUGUUCCUUGCGCUUUAUAGGAAAUUUGCAACACCAGGACAACUGCUCGAGGCUAUAUUGAAGCGAUUCGAAGCACUCAAGAGAAGGUCACCCCCAGUUCUACGCAUCAUUGCGCAAAUGCGGUAUCUUACCAUUAUGCAACAAUGGACGAGCCACUAUCCAGGCGACUUUGCCUAUCCCUCCACAAGACGCACUCUACGCAGGUUCGCCACGGCCCUUGCCGGUAACCGCGAAUUCGCUGUUGCAGCGGCAGAGAUUCUUCACGAUUACGAGGCUAUCACGGACGACGAUGAUACGGAUUGGGCGUGCAGCGAUCGCCUUCGGGCUCAGAAUGAGCAGAUCCCAACAUUCCACACAGUCCUGGAUGAGGACUCGGAUGACGACGAUUUCACCAAAGCACUUGGCCACAUGUCUAUGUCGUCAGAGCAACGUUUGUCGAUCGCCCGGAGCAGUAUGACAGGGCAUUCACGAUCAACACAAGGGACCACAGGAACAAACAGCUCCACGCAAACCCUCCUUCACCAGGUCGAGCUGAAUGAACGAUUAGCGAGGCACCUGGUUCCAAACCCGAUCAAGCCUCUGACAAAGCUUCAAUGGCGCCAAUUUAUGGAAGAACCAGAAGAAGCCAUAGCCAAAGAAUUGACGAGGAUGGACUGGAUCAUGUUUUCAUCAAUCCGGCCUCGCGACUUGAUUCGUCAUGUGAGCAUGAGCCCGGAAGAGAAGAAGAGGUUCAAGAGCUUAGAGAACGUAACGCGGAUGACGGAUCAUUUUAACCAUGUCCACUUCCUCGUACAGCACUACAUACUCAUGCGAGACAAGCACCGACAUCGUGCUCUCAUGCUCGAGAAGUGGAUGAAAGUAGCGCGCGAGCUGCGGAAACUGAACAACUACAACUCUCUCGGGGCCGUGCUGGCUGGCAUAAAUAGUACAGCAGUGCAUCGCCUCGCAGCCACCAGAGAACUUGUUCCCCAACAGGCCAAUCUCGACUUCAUGAAGCUAGAGAUCCUCAUGGGGCAAUCGCAAUCGUACAAGUGCUACCGACUAGCAUGGGACAACAGCGCAAGGGAGCGCCUCCCAUAUUUACCAUUACACCGACGAGACUUGGUAACAGCAUCGGAAGGCAACGCAACAUUUGUGACCGACAAGACCAAGCAGCCAGAAGUAUUCGGCGCCCAUCCUGGAACCAGCGUAUCUCUCGGCGCGGCCGGGAACCGGAACUCUCGAGAAGCGCCUCCCGGGGGCGUCACUGGUAAAGAGCGCAUCAACUGGAAAAAGUUCGAGCUCAUGGGCGACGUGAUUGUGAGAGUUCAACGAGCACAGGGAACACCGUACCCGACGUGGCGGCAGAACGACGAGAUCAAGAACCUCAUCCUCGACAUCAAGAUCAUGAAGGACGAGGAGGAUCUCUACGACCGCAGUCUUAGCCUGGAGGCCGCAGGCGCAGGCGAGAAAAAGAAAUUUGCCAGCUGGUGGCGAGAGCGUUAGUGCCUCCAUUCUUACCUUACGUUGCAUCACUUCUGCGAAGUUCUCUGCUCUGUUGUACAUUGCUCAGCUCUACACCUGUACCACGUUCAAGCUCUCGAUUCCACCAGUCGCACUGCAUCCAUCACGCCCUGUGCUGUGCUGCGCCGUGCACUCGUGUUGACUCGCGCUUGUUCUAUCUAUACCCACCUUCUAUCUUAUCUUCUGCUUUACGUUACAUUGCAUCUUUUUCUAGACGACAGAGGUCUUCUUUGCCUCGCUUGUUUUUGUUCUUAACCUUACCGUCGCCUUUCUGCACUGUAAGAUAUGAAUGUUUAGAAUAGAGCGUGCACUAAGAGGUGUUGUUCCGCAGCGCGACUCUCCCUACCCAUCCCGCACUUGCCGCCUGUGCAAGACUACCAGACCGAGGGCACGAAUUAUAUGCGCAU
Paraphaeosphaeria sporulosa is the source of this 3720-nucleotide messenger RNA. RefSeq names its product rap guanine nucleotide exchange factor 4. The transcript is spliced from 5 exons. Lineage: Eukaryota; Fungi; Ascomycota; Dothideomycetes; Pleosporales; Didymosphaeriaceae. Bases 413 to 3295 code for a protein of 960 amino acids. Gene Ontology annotation, molecular function: guanyl-nucleotide exchange factor activity; GTPase activity; GTP binding. Gene Ontology annotation, cellular component: plasma membrane. The record is from RefSeq and is a predicted model, not a curated record. Gene Ontology annotation, biological process: positive regulation of GTPase activity; Ras protein signal transduction.